GGGCCCCCCCCAGCCAUGGACGAGCGGCUGCUGGGGCCGCCCCCUCCUGGCGGGGGCCGGGGGGGCCUGGGGCUGGUGGGUGGGGAGCCCGGGGCCCCUGGCGAGCCUCCCGGUGCCGGAGACCCUGGUGGGGGAAGUGGGGGGGUCCCGGGAGGCCGAGGGAAGCAAGACAUCGGGGACAUUCUGCAACAGAUAAUGACCAUCACCGACCAGAGCCUGGACGAGGCCCAGGCCAAGAAACAUGCCCUAAACUGUCACCGAAUGAAGCCUGCUCUGUUCAGUGUCCUGUGUGAAAUCAAGGAGAAAACCGGCCUGAGCAUCCGCAGCUCACAAGAGGAGGAGCCGGUGGACCCACAGCUGAUGCGCUUGGACAACAUGCUCCUGGCAGAAGGUGUGGCUGGACCAGAGAAAGGGGGGGGCUCCGCAGCAGCAGCUGCAGCCGCCGCAGCCUCCGGAGGUGGCGUGUCCCCUGACAACUCCAUCGAACACUCAGACUAUCGAAGCAAGCUUGCCCAAAUCCGCCACAUCUACCACUCAGAGCUGGAGAAGUAUGAGCAGGCAUGCAAUGAGUUCACGACCCACGUCAUGAACCUGCUGAGGGAGCAGAGCCGCACUCGUCCUGUGGCCCCCAAGGAGAUGGAGCGCAUGGUGAGCAUCAUCCAUCGCAAGUUCAGCGCCAUCCAGAUGCAGCUGAAGCAGAGCACCUGCGAGGCGGUCAUGAUCCUGCGCUCUCGCUUCCUGGAUGCCAGACGGAAACGCCGGAACUUCAGCAAACAGGCCACUGAAGUCUUGAAUGAAUAUUUCUACUCCCACCUGAGUAACCCUUAUCCUAGUGAGGAGGCCAAAGAGGAGCUCGCCAAGAAGUGCGGCAUCACCGUCUCUCAGGUUUCCAACUGGUUUGGUAACAAGCGAAUUCGCUACAAGAAAAAUAUUGGGAAGUUCCAAGAGGAGGCAAAUAUCUAUGCUGUGAAGACAGCUGUGUCAGUCGCCCAGGGGGGGCACAGCCGCACCAGCUCUCCAACGCCCCCUUCCUCUGCAGGCUCUGGCGGCUCUUUCAAUCUCUCAGGAUCCGGAGAUAUGUUUCUGGGGAUGCCCGGACUCAAUGGAGAUUCCUACUCUGCCUCCCAGGUGGAGUCACUCCGACACUCAAUGGGGCCCGGGAGCUACGGGGACAACCUCGGGGGAGGCCAGAUAUACAGUCCACGGGAAAUGCGGGCCAAUGGCGGCUGGCAGGAGGCUGUGACCCCAUCCUCAGUGACAUCCCCAACAGAGGGACCAGGAAGUGUUCACUCUGACACCUCCAACUGACCUUGCCCCUCAAGGUCACAGGGCUGGGGGCUCCCACCAGGCAACUCUUGAAGAGGACUUGGGCAUCUAAAGGACAAACCCCGACCGAAGCACAAAACAGAAAAGGGCGAAUGGGGUUAUGCCCUCCCCAACUAGACACUCAGUGCUGGGGUGCUGACUACAUGGCAGGGAAAGUGGGGUGUCUCCUUUUUUUUUCCUUCUUUCUGUCUUUUCCCUCUCACACAGAAAACAGGUAUCUGUUUCUCUGUCUCUCUUGCUCUCUCUCUCAAAUCUACACCAACAUAUAACUAUUCUGUUUGUGUAUGGGCUCCCUACUUUCUGUCCCCACCCCACUUAAAUACUCUGGAAUCUGGAGAUGUCAGCCCUGCCCGACCCAGAGAUGCCAAAAAUGGGGACUCCUGGACAAAGGCCCUGGGCCAACACCCCGCCCCAUGCAUCCCCACCUUCUGCCCCUCCAGACGGCUUUAUUACCUCAUACGCAGCUCAUCUUAAACCAAUAGAAUCGCUCGGUGGACAGAGUGUCUGACUCAGUUAUCUACCUCGGAGGGAGUUUCUGCUACUUUAGAAAAUUGUUGACUGGGCUUUGGAGAUUUUUUUGGUUUUGUUUUUGUUUAAAAAAAAACAAAAAAAAACAAAAAACCCUGGGAUCUGUCUGUAUUUUUUUUUAAUUGUUUUUAUUGGUAGUGGUGAUCCUUAAUUUUUAAUAGUUUGAAGAAGUAGGGAUUUUGGUAUGUGUGUGGUUUUUUUUUUUUUUUUUUAAUAAACUGAUUUAUUUUUGUUUACCCAUGUGAGAAGAGCCAAAGGGGCCUCAUAGGAAUGAAAAAUGGUGGUGGCUACUUGCUCCAGGCCUACCGACAGGGAAGUGGAUUUUGCAGUCCUCACCCUGGUCACUUAGGUGUUCUCAGCUUGUGCAAGCAAACCUCUGCUGUAUUGAUGGGGGCAUAACUCCCCUCUAGCCCCUUGUCUCCCCUCCUAAUAACCUUUGGGCAAGGCUGGACUAAACUCAAUAAUUUUGAAAAAGUCAAAAUGCUUUUUAAAUUUCUUCUUUUUAAACUAUUUGCAGAGUGGAGAAUGAAUGAAUGGGGAGGGUGUUCUUGCCAAAUAUGCUAAACAUGGGCUGGGUGCUAACACGUGUAUCUCCCCCAGCUUCCCAGAAAUAAGUAUUUCUGUUCAUUUUUUAAUCUCAUGCCAAAAUCAGCGGGGUGGGGAGAAGAGGGAGGCCAUAGAAUGCCAGGUAUGAGGGAAGGUAUAAACACCAUCUCAUCUCAGUCCUGAACCCUCUGUCUGACCCCCUAGAACAUCCUCAGGAUCUGUCACAGUGGGGAACCUCUCCCAUCAAAGACCCGGGUGGUGGGAGGCAGGGGCCAGGGGCAGUUCUCUCCUCACUUGUAAACUUGUAGAUUCACAGAGGAAAACAAAAACAACAACAAAAAAAACUGCAGUUUUAAAUAAAGAGAUUUCUUUUUUUCCUGGG
This is a messenger RNA of Phodopus roborovskii (desert hamster), 2782 nucleotides long. RefSeq names its product PBX homeobox 2 (gene Pbx2). The coding region runs from base 16 to 1308 and encodes 430 amino acids. The record is from RefSeq and is a predicted model, not a curated record. The transcript is spliced from 9 exons. NCBI's taxonomy places the organism in Eukaryota, Metazoa, Chordata, Mammalia, Rodentia, Cricetidae. Gene Ontology annotation, biological process: embryonic organ development; animal organ morphogenesis; brain development. Gene Ontology annotation, molecular function: RNA polymerase II cis-regulatory region sequence-specific DNA binding; DNA-binding transcription factor activity, RNA polymerase II-specific. Gene Ontology annotation, cellular component: nucleus.